CUAAUUUUUUUUAAAACAAAAAUAAAUAAGAGGAUAACAUGCCUAACCAUUCAUUCAUUCACGUAAUAUUAGCUAUGACCAUUUCUUAACCCUCUCCUCUGUUUUUCUCUUCUCCUACCUAAACAUACAUACAAUCCUUUUAUUCUAUUUAUUAAUUCUAUUAAAAAUUUAAAUAAAAUAAAUAAUAAUUUUUGCCUAAAUGUAGUAGGUACUAUAAUUUUAUCUCCAUUUUUGUUCCAUAAUUUUCUCUCAUCUCCUGAACAUGGGUGGUUCUUUGGUAAUGGAGUACCACCAACUUCUACUCAUUCUCAAUACCCAACUCCCAUUUUCUUUCUAACAUAUCUUACAUAUCCAUUUCUCUUUUAUUUUCUCUCCCAUUUUCCUGGAAAAAAACAAACUUGUUAUUUCUUUUACAUUCAUGACAACAAAAACAAAAGACACAGCUUGAAGCCACAAAAGGGUCUCUUUCCCAUUAUCAAAUCUUGGUUUGUGAUCAUUCUUUGUUCUUUCUUAUUGUCAUUAAUCUUUUAUUAUUCCAAACUCUGACCUUUUCUUUGUCUUUGUAUUGUGUGUCUCAUAUCAUUACGUGCUUACCACAAACUGGUUUUCAUUCUUAAUGCAUUUUCAUUAUCAUCAAUUCUUCUUUAUAAGUUUGACUUUGUUCAAUUGUAUAUUAUUAAGAAAGUAAUGAAUUUGAACAGGAAUUUUCAUUGAGGAGGGCUAUUCUACUUUUGCUUUAUCCAUGUCUUUAAAGUCUAUCAUUGGACCUGUCUCUUCAGAGGACAACUCAUUUGGAAUUCCAAAGAAACUACAAGGUGUCCCCAAGCAUGAUGCAGAUUCAGGAAACUAUCAUUCCCAUGACAAAAAAGUUGAGGGAAUAAUGAAUCAACCAAUUGUCUAUUCAACAAAUAAUUCAUCAUAUGUAAUCCAUCAUGGUGAUAAAAAACCAAAUUCAAAGCCAGAUUUGAUCAUAAUUCACCCAUCUAAACCAGAAGAAGUGUAUCAUGAUUCAAAAGUUGUAACUGAUUCAACCACCAUUACCACCACUACUAAGUAUAGCCCAUAUCCUAGCCCAAAUUCUAAUAUGCAAACUACCUCCUCAACUGGGACAGUAGGAGAAAUGCCUGCAAAUUCUAAGACAAAUAACCAUGGACAAGUCAUGAUCAAUAGGGGUCGUAGUAACAGCUUAGAGAACUCCUCUACACAUUUUAAGCCUCACACCGGUGGCGAUAUAAGGUGGGAUGCUGUUAAUGCAGCUUCUAAAGGGUUCCCACUUAACCUCAGCAAUUUUCGACUACUCAAACGGCUCGGUUAUGGAGAUAUUGGUAGUGUUUAUCUUGUUGAACUUAGAGGAACCAAAGCUUAUUUUGCCAUGAAGGUGAUGGACAAAGCAUCUCUAGCUAGUCGAAACAAGCUUCUUCGAGCACAAACAGAAAGGGAGAUACUUGGACUUCUUGAUCAUCCAUUCUUGCCUACUUUGUAUUCAUAUUUUGACACUGACAAGUUCUAUUGCUUGGUUAUGGAGUUUUGUAGUGGUGGUAAUCUUCAUUCUCUUAGACAGAAGCAACCAAAUAAACACUUCACUGAAGAAGCUGCAAGGUUUUAUGCAUCAGAAGUAUUGUUGGCACUUGAGUAUUUGCACAUGUUAGGCAUUGUUUACAGGGAUUUGAAACCAGAAAACGUACUAGUAAGAGAUGAAGGCCAUAUCAUGCUUUCGGAUUUUGAUUUAUCGUUGCGGUGCUCGGUUAGUCCAACACUGGUGAAAUCAUCCUCUGUCAAUGUAAGCAAUGGGGGUAACAGCACUAGUAAUAAUGGGAUUUUAGAUGAUGAAUUUGCUGUCCAAGGCUGUAUGCAACCAUCAACUUUCUUCCCAAGAAUCUUACCAAGCAAAAAGAAUAGAAAAUCAAAAUCAGAUUUCGGGCUCUUUGUCAAUGGCUCCCUUCCUGAACUCAUGGCAGAACCAACAAACGUUAGAUCAAUGUCAUUUGUGGGGACACAUGAAUAUCUAGCCCCAGAGAUCAUAAGAGGAGAGGGACAUGGAAGUGCAGUAGAUUGGUGGACAUUUGGUAUCUUCCUUUAUGAGUUGUUACAUGGAACAACACCCUUUAAAGGAUCAGGCAACCGUGCUACACUCUUCAAUGUUGUUGGACAACCAUUAAGAUUUCCAGAAACACCACAAGUUAGUUUCGUUGCUCGUGAUCUUAUUCGAGGCCUUUUAGUUAAAGAGCCUCAGAAGCGAAUCGCAUACAAGAGAGGCGCCACAGAGAUUAAACAGCAUCCAUUUUUCGAAGGAGUUAACUGGGCACUAGUGAGAUGUGCUAUGCCUCCUCAUGUGCCUGACCCUGUAGAUUUCACUCAGUAUGCUACUAAAGAGACACCAUCAUCUGCUGAUAAGAGAAUCCCAGAAGUUAAAGGUGUCAAAACUAAUAAUAGUACUACUUCUUCUUCUCCUGAUGAUUCUCCUUACAUUGAUUUUGAGUACUUUUAAGACCAAACAUACAUUCUUUCUUUCUUUUUCCAUUUUAAUCUAAAAUAUAAAUCCUUGGAGGAGACUUUAAAUGUACAAAAGAGGAAAAGUUGGAACCAAGUUAGCUGUAUCAAUUGUAAGUUUUACCAAAGUUGUCUUUUGUUUUCCUUUAAUUCUUUUAUUCUUUUGUAUUUUUUUAAACAAAUUUUUCCUUCUGUUUGUACACAUUUGUAUUUAUAUAUCAAAGCUGAAGUUGAUGGCUUUGUCAAAAUAUACAUAUUGAAUAUAGUUUACUUUAAAUUCUUUUAAAUUAGGUAAGUUUUGUUCACAU
This is a messenger RNA of Cannabis sativa, 2798 nucleotides long. RefSeq names its product serine/threonine-protein kinase RHS3. Gene Ontology annotation, cellular component: plasma membrane; cytoplasm; nucleus. Gene Ontology annotation, molecular function: ATP binding; protein serine/threonine kinase activity. Gene Ontology annotation, biological process: protein phosphorylation. The transcript is spliced from 3 exons. The record is from RefSeq and is a predicted model, not a curated record. The coding region runs from base 743 to 2488 and encodes 581 amino acids. NCBI's taxonomy places the organism in Eukaryota, Viridiplantae, Streptophyta, Magnoliopsida, Rosales, Cannabaceae.